AUGGCAUCGCCAUCCCCUUGUCCAGCGGCUUUACAGUCAAAAUUAUUACAAAUUAGAAAACAGAUACAAGAUGAGCAUAAACAGACAGAAAAGGAUAAUUUAUUUAAUCCUUUAAUAUCACCUGGUCCUGCAUCCAUUGUCCUAUUAAAUACCCAAAUGACAGCAACUAACGGUUUGCCAAAUAAGAAGGUAAAUAAAUUAAAUAGUUCGGACGAAGAAACAAAUGACGUACAACAAGAACAAGAAGUACCGACUAGUAACAAUAGUAACACUCAGAGAGGUAUGUUUGCUGCUGCUGCAUUAAAUGCAGCGGUUACAAGACCUUUACCAUUAAAAAGAGGUGGGUUGAAACAUCAUCAACAACAACAACAAUUGAGGUCCUUAUCAUCCAAUAGUGCUAGUAGUACAGGUAGUUAUAAUAAUGAUCUUACUAAAGUUCAAUGGCCUGUUAAGAAUAAUUAUAUAGUUUCUAAUAAUGAUAAUGUGAUUACUUGUAAAUGUGGUACUAAUACUAGAGUAGAUCCAAUAAAUUUAUCAAGAGAUGAUUUAUUACAAUGUUAUCAUUGUCACAGGUGGCAACAUAUGAAAUGUUAUGGUUUGAAAAAUAAAUUAGAUAUUUUACCAACAAAAUAUUAUUGUAAUAAUUGUAAACCUGGAUUAUCUUCUGAGUCAUAUAAGAUUAAUAAAAAGACUAAAUUGUUACAAAAACAACAGAAAGAAAAAAUUAGUAAUUUAAACUUACAGAUACAGAUGCAAAUACAGAAACAAUUGAAAUUGAAUAUUCUUAACAACAAAAUAAAUAAAAAUAAAAGUGAUUCAACAGAUGAUAAAGACUCAUCCCAAGUAUCACCUGAAUCACAUUCACCAUUAAAUAGUGAUGACAGGUGUAGUCCCUCACAGUCACCACCUUUAUUAAGUGCAGACUUGAUAAAAUCUAGAUUGAUUAAAGAAGCUAGUCAGGGUGCAUUCGAGACUUACCAAUAUCGUGAUAAAUAUAUUAAAUUGUUUGUGGAAGAUCAUAGUAAUGAUGAUUGGGUAAUUCAAAUCAAUAGAAAUUUAGAUAUUUCACCAUAUUCCAUUGAAACUAAACUUAUAGAUGAAAAGACUAAGGGUGUAUUUGCAAAAACACCUUUCGCAAAUAAAAGUUAUAUUAUGGAAUUCCCUGGUAUGAUUGAUUUCCAAAAAAAUUAUAUUGCAGAUCCAGAUAAUCAAUAUAGAAUAUGGGCAACAACACAACCUGAAGUAACUUUCCAUCCACAUUGGCCAAUUCUAAUAGACGCAAGGGCAGUCGAUGAUACUGAUCCUAAGCAUUGCAUUAAAUACAUAAGAAGAAGUUGUUAUCCAAAUGUUGUCAUGAGUACUAUAAAGAUUAGAUCUCAAAUAACGAAUAAAAUGGAGGUUUACUUUAUGAUUAAUGCCAUACGAGACAUCAAGGUUGGCGAAGAACUGUUAAUCGGAUGGCAGUGGGACCUUAGACAUCCGAUAUCUAGGGUAUUAAAUGAUAGAAAUGCCGUUGAACAUAUGAAUGAUAUGGAUAAGUUAUGGUUGAUCCAUGCUAUAGAUAUCAUUUGGCAAACUUGUCAAUGUGGUUGUAGUGAUGAUUCUCGAUGUAUGCUAUUACAAAUUAAAAAAUACGCUGACUCAUUUCUCAGCGGUCUUAAACAAAAGAAAAAACAUGUAAAUGUUUAA
This is a messenger RNA of Maudiozyma barnettii, 1689 nucleotides long. It is a transcript of the gene SET4, whose product is annotated as Set4p. Bases 1 to 1689 code for a protein of 562 amino acids. The transcript has a single exon. NCBI's taxonomy places the organism in Eukaryota, Fungi, Ascomycota, Saccharomycetes, Saccharomycetales, Saccharomycetaceae. Gene Ontology annotation, molecular function: protein binding. The record is from RefSeq and is a predicted model, not a curated record.